CAACUCGCAACUGACUUACUCCAGGUCGAAGAGCUUGACUGAUUGACAAGUCACUGCUGAAUUUAAACAAACCCUCUGCACAUGUACCCACACUCGGCAGCGGAGUGGCGAUAGAGCGAGUCGGUCAAAAGUCGGUGAGGUCAAAAUGAGUUGAUGUCAGGAGGAACAAGUCAGUUAAGGAGCCAUGAACAAGUUGGCUGAAGCUUUCAAUUCAAUUCUAUCCUUCUCCACAGCUCCCUCUCCUCGACUUGACACUUCCACCGAUACUCCCUCUCAACUCCCUCCUGCCCGCCGAAGAGAUAUCUACGAUGAUCCUCGUUCACCUCAUGAUCCCCCAAUCGAUACUUACACUUCCCAGAUCCCUCCCAAAAAUGUCUUUCUUCAACCUGGAAGACCAGUACCUCAGCGGAGAAUAACAGAUUGGGAUGUCACACGGACCAACAGUCCCGCGCCUACUGUCAAAGGGGAGAGAGACGUUGAGAGAGAUAAGAGUGUGAGAGUCAAUCUGUUGGUUAGUGCUGGAUGGAAGAGAGGAUGGGGAGUGAGUCCCAGUGCUGGAGCGGGAAGAUUGACUGCUAUGGCAAGUGGUUCGGAUGGAUUGUACGCAGUAGGUGGUGGACAAUAUCUCAGAAUCCUGAAAGUGGCUAGUGAGGGCCUUCCAGGUGUCGGCGACUAUACCCCUCACUUGAACCCAUACAACGACUCCAAAUAUGGCUCUCUCCUCGGCCGAGGACCAGGUGGAGCGACAGUACACGAGAUGGCCAAUCUUUGGGAGAGCUCUUGGUCAGUCAGUAAAGGUGUCACGGAUGUAGAUUGGGGCGUUGCUGGAUUUGAUAACAAGAUCGUUACUUCUUCUCCUUGUGGAAAUUUCUUCAUCUUCGACUCGGUCAGAGGCAAACUUGACAGGGAAGUCAACGCUGGGCAUUUACGAGCCAUGAACUGUAUCAAAGUAUGCAAACAUCCCGCUCAGGCUCAUUUACUUUUGACAGGUAGUACAGAAGGUCUUGUCAAGCUUUGGGAUUUGAGAGACAGAAAUCCAGUACAUCGUAAACACUUCAAGCAUAGCGUUUCUGUCACUUCCCUCGCACUGUGUCCCGAUAAUUCGAAUCAUUUUGUCGUCGGUUUGGACAAUGGCGGAAUACAUAGAUACGAUCUUCGGGCGACUCAUCGGUUCAGUCGCGUGCUUGGGGCGCAUGGGAGUAAACCCGUUUUGGAUCUCAAGUGGAAGACUGGGGGUGAGGGAUCAAAAGGCUGGUUAGCCAGUGCCGGGGCGGAUCGAACUGUUCAGGUAGGC
Tremella mesenterica DSM 1558 is the source of this 1294-nucleotide messenger RNA. RefSeq lists its product as uncharacterized. Gene Ontology annotation, molecular function: protein binding. NCBI's taxonomy places the organism in Eukaryota, Fungi, Basidiomycota, Tremellomycetes, Tremellales, Tremellaceae. The transcript is spliced from 6 exons. The record is from RefSeq and is a predicted model, not a curated record. The annotation marks the transcript as partial. Gene Ontology annotation, biological process: positive regulation of TOR signaling.